AUGCCCGCCGAUAGCUCCGCAACACCAAGUUCUCAACAUCAGACAGAGGUCCCAUCGCAUCGAGAAUCACAAACCACACAGGAUUCUGGCACGGUUGCUACAACUUCGACCAAGGCUUGUGAAUUUGAGGAGUUUGAGUACAUGACUACGUAUCCCUUUUGUCCUGGGUGUUGUGAGGAUUGGCUAGUCAGUGCUGCUGCUUAUGAUGAGGGGAUUGAGAGAGGGAGGGAGAGGGAGAGGGAGAGGGAGAGGGCUGAGAGGGAGAGGGCUGAGAGGGAGAGGGCUGAGAGGGAGAGGGCUGAGAGGGAGAGGGCUGAGAGGGAAAGGGAGGAACUCCGUGCAGAGAGUCAGCGCCCAAGGGAGUGGAUGGUCUUUUGGUCUGGUCUAGGAUGA
This is a messenger RNA of Ramularia collo-cygni, 393 nucleotides long. RefSeq lists its product as uncharacterized. NCBI's taxonomy places the organism in Eukaryota, Fungi, Ascomycota, Dothideomycetes, Mycosphaerellales, Mycosphaerellaceae. The transcript has a single exon. The coding region runs from base 1 to 393 and encodes 130 amino acids. The record is from RefSeq and is a predicted model, not a curated record.